Molecule: messenger RNA, 899 nt
Organism: Ceratosolen solmsi marchali
Lineage: Eukaryota; Metazoa; Arthropoda; Insecta; Hymenoptera; Agaonidae
Exons: 4
Coding region: 195-794 (199 amino acids)
Biological process (GO): proteolysis
Molecular function (GO): serine-type endopeptidase activity
Source: RefSeq, a predicted model, not a curated record
CUUGUGGUGGUAGUCAUUUUUAUUUUGUUUAUUUGGUACCCUUGAUUGGAGAAAAUGUAAAACAAGCAAUUGUUGGAGAAUUUUCUUCUCUUGUAGCAAUUAUACGAAAUUAUGAUAGAGUACAAAGAGAAUCAGACUUUAUUUGUACUGGAUCACUGAUCACGAGAGAGCAUGUUUUAACUGCGGCCCAUUGUAUGAAGAGGAGACUGCUGAAUGAAACUGCAGUGAUUGUUGGAUCAAUAAAUAUUAGAAAUGGUACAAGAUACUAUCCGAUAUGGGCAGUUGACUACUUUCAAUGGUCUACUAGCCGAAAUAAACAAUUUCGUGAUCAAAUGGAUGAUGUUAUUAUUAUGAAAUUAGGAAUGAAUGUUCCCGAUAAUAUUAUAAUACAUUCUCUUGCAUCAGUUCCUAAAGAAAAUUCAUACGGAUUAGAAAUUGUGGCAGCAGGAUGGGGCAAUACAAUUCACAAAGUAACUCCUCAAAUUUUACAUACAGCCAAAAUGCAGGUUAUAUCAAAUGAAGACUGCGCAAUUAGACUUGCAAGUCUUCUUGGAAUAUUAGUCAAUCUUCCUGAAAAGUUUAUGUGUAGUAUUGCUGAGCCAUAUGUGCUAAUGCAUUCUGGUGAUAGUGGCUGUCCGAUUUUUUUUAAUGAAGAAAUUAUAGCUAUUCAUAAGACGACCAUUCCAUUUCCGGAUCAACCUACUGUUCCUUCCUCAAAAAUCAACGUCCACAGCACUAUUGAUUAUUAUAGAGAUUUUAUUUUAGAUAUUAUAAAUAGUGAGCGCGAUUGGUAGUAAGAAAUAAAUACGUUUAAAAUUAAUAAUAUUCCUCAUGUUACAGUGUACGAACAUCUCUAAAUUAAUUAAGAUAAUGUUGAAUUUUAAUUGUUCUCUAUCUAG